AUGAAGUUCACAACCAUCGCCGCCGCUAUUCUCUCCAUGGCCACCUUCGCCAUCGCAGCCCCCGUCGCCAUACCUACAUCAGACAAAGAUGUGCAAGUCCGACAGAACCACGGCAAGUGCGUCAAGAGCGCAGGCGGCGGAGUAAUGGAGGACGUCAACUGCUAG
This is a messenger RNA of Ascochyta rabiei, 165 nucleotides long. RefSeq lists its product as uncharacterized. The record is from RefSeq and is a predicted model, not a curated record. Bases 1 to 165 code for a protein of 54 amino acids. The transcript is spliced from 2 exons. NCBI's taxonomy places the organism in Eukaryota, Fungi, Ascomycota, Dothideomycetes, Pleosporales, Didymellaceae.